Molecule: messenger RNA, 598 nt
Organism: Schizophyllum commune H4-8
Lineage: Eukaryota; Fungi; Basidiomycota; Agaricomycetes; Agaricales; Schizophyllaceae
Exons: 1
Coding region: 120-440 (106 amino acids)
Source: RefSeq, a predicted model, not a curated record
CCUCAACGCGCUGAGAGCGAAUCAUCUUAACCUCUCCAACAGUUCUCGCCCCGGAACGGGCAGCGGUGCUCGCGCAUCUUCGAGGCAGCGCGCCGGGUCUCGCAGCUCGCAAGAUUACGAUGCCUAAGUUCUGCUUAGGUAUGCUCAGCGUCAAGGGCGCUUCUCGCCGGCGAAAUUCGAUCGUCAAAAAGUUCCAUCAAUACUCCAUGUCCCCCUGCGGAUAUACCCGUGUACUUUGCGCUGUCACCUACUGUCUAUCAAUGCUUUCCACUCUAUGCACAUACAAGAUAUCCAUACAAUUUGUACCUUCAUCUCACAUUCAUACUGUCCCUACGCAGCGCAGGACCGGUUCUCUACAUUUUUGGCGGACGCUUGUAACACCUUGCUUGCAUCUCAAGGCUGGUGCCUGUGGCUGGUAUCAUACACCUCUGGAUAGAUAGAAUUGUUAUUUAUGCGGCCCGUGCCGGCGUUUGGCCACGACUUGGGGUGAUGUUGUAGCGCCAGCGUCACCAACUGGCAGGCGGCCGGCGCCCCUAAUGCUGCCCUGACCUCACGCCUCUUGCAUGAGCGUGGUGCCAGCCACACCUUGGCCCCAAGC